AUGGCGGUGAGGGGGGCAGAGGACAGACUGGACACGGAUGAACCAACUGGCAGAAGGGACAACAUCUCACUACAAGGCACAGCAACUACCGCCAUGACUGCAAAAGAAGCAGAAGAAGGAGGAGGUGUGACAAUGGAAGCAGUGCUCCCGCGGCUCAUUGACACUGCUGCCUCCACCUCCAACCUGGCUUUCUUGGCGGCCACGGAGGCCGCCGCCACACCAUGA
Messenger RNA from Blastomyces dermatitidis ER-3, 225 nucleotides. RefSeq lists its product as uncharacterized. Lineage: Eukaryota; Fungi; Ascomycota; Eurotiomycetes; Onygenales; Ajellomycetaceae. The record is from RefSeq and is a predicted model, not a curated record. The coding region runs from base 1 to 225 and encodes 74 amino acids. The transcript has a single exon.